AUGUAUCCAUACUGUUUUGAAUUUCAAACCCAGCGCGACAUAAAGAAUGCUCCCCUCAUGGGGAAACCAUGGAAAUGUGAGGACUGUGGGAACGGGUUCCCUUCCCCAUUGGGGCGAGACACCCACAGACGCGUUCUCACUGGGGAGACGCCGUUCUCCUGCUCAGUAUGCGGGAAGGGAUUCAGUUGGCUGUGCAGCCUGCAGACACACCAGCGAGUUCACACCAGGGAGAGGCCGUUCUCCUGCUCUCUGUGUGGGCAGCGAUUCAUCGAUGCAUCCCAAUUCCCGAAACACCAGCGGGUUCACCUGGGGAAGAGGCCGUUCACCUGCUCUGAGUGCAGGAAGGGAUUUGUCGAUACUUACACCCUGCUGACCCACCAGCAGAUCCACAUCGCAGAGGCGCCGUUCACCUGCCCUAAGUGCAAGAAGAGCUUCAGUCAU
Molecule: messenger RNA, 441 nt
Organism: Chiloscyllium plagiosum (whitespotted bambooshark)
Lineage: Eukaryota; Metazoa; Chordata; Chondrichthyes; Orectolobiformes; Hemiscylliidae
Source: RefSeq, a predicted model, not a curated record